This is a messenger RNA of Pestalotiopsis fici W106-1, 1002 nucleotides long. RefSeq lists its product as uncharacterized. Bases 1 to 1002 code for a protein of 333 amino acids. The record is from RefSeq and is a predicted model, not a curated record. Gene Ontology annotation, molecular function: catalytic activity. Lineage: Eukaryota; Fungi; Ascomycota; Sordariomycetes; Amphisphaeriales; Sporocadaceae. The transcript has 3 exons.
AUGUCUGCCUCCUCAGUUCGUGUUGCCGUCACACAGGCUGAGCCUGUCUGGCUCGACUUGCAGGGCUCCGUCAAAAAGGUCUGCAAGCUCAUGAAGGAGGCUGCCGACAACAAGGCCCAGCUCAUUGCCUUCCCUGAGUGCUUUGUCCCUGGAUACCCAUGCUGGAUUUGGACCCGUCUUGUGGACUUUGAGAUGAACGUCAAGUACAUCAAGAACUCGCUCAAGGUCGACUCCCCAGAGAUGGAGACGAUCAAGGCGGCCGCGCGCGACAAUGGCAUUGCCGUGUCGCUGGGCUUUUCCGAGAACGAGGACGACUCGCUCUACAUUUCGCAGGUGCUCAUUGGCGCCGACGGCGAGGUCAAGCUGCACCGCCGCAAGAUGAAGCCCACGCACAUGGAGCGCACCAUUUUCGGCGACGCCUCGGGCCACUGCCUCUCGGGUGUCGCCAAGCUGCCCUUUGGCCGCGUCGGCCAGCUCUCGUGCUGGGAGCAUAUCCAGCCCCUGCUCAAGUUCAACACCAUGUCCCAGCGCGAGCAGAUCCACGUCUCGGCCUGGCCCAGUCUGACGCCGCACACUGGUGGUCCCGAUCUGUGGUCCAUGUCUGCUGAAGGUUGCCACACUCUCUCGGCCACAUACGCUAUUGAGUCCACCACAUUCGUUCUGCACAGCACCGCCGUCAUUACAGACGAGGGUGUCAAGGUCCAGAACACUUCGGGCGGCGCUUUGAUGUCCUCGGCCGGCGGCGGCACCUCUGCCAUUUUCGGCCCCGACGGCAGAAAAUUGACCGAGCCCCUGGACCCCAAGGCCGAGGGUAUCCUGUACGCCGACCUCGACAUGGACGAGAUCACGAGGAUCAAGAUGUUUGCCCACUGCACCGGCCACUACAGCAGACCUGACCUGCUGUGGCUCAGCACCGACAACAACAUCAAGGGUCUUGUGCAAGCCGCUGUAGCAAAGCAAGUGGCCAAGGAGGUCACCUCUGAGCUGGUUGCGGAUCUUUGA